This is a messenger RNA of Triticum turgidum subsp. durum (durum wheat), 840 nucleotides long. Lineage: Eukaryota; Viridiplantae; Streptophyta; Magnoliopsida; Poales; Poaceae. The record is from the annotation of a GenBank genome assembly.
AUGGAAGGAGCUCCUGUCACCGCAGCCACGGGGACCUUGGGGCCCGUUGUAGCGAAGCUGGGUGCUUUGCUGGGCAGCGAGUACAAGCUCCGGCGGCGGACUCGCAAGGACGUCAAGAUCAUCAGAUCAAAGCUCAAGCCUGUGCACUCCAUCCUUUGGGCGGCAUGGGGGGAGGAGAUUCUUGAUGCGGAAUCCAAGGGCCUGAAGAAGGAAGCGCUGGAUCUCGCCGAUGACAUGCAUGAUGCCAUCGACGACUUCAUCUUCACUUUGGAGGCCAGCCGCAGAAGCAAGCGCUUGAUGGUGCAGACCAAGAUGAAAGCAAGCCCCUUCCAAGAUCUCAGGGCAAGAGUUGAUGACGUGUCGGUCCGGUGCCGCAACAAGUGGAAGUCUGCUCAACCCAUCUCCAGCUUAUUUUCAAGCAAGAAAAACACCAGCCCCAGAAAAUCACCUCCUCAUCGAGCUCCAUUUGUCCGCAAGGAUGCGUCAGAACUCAUUGGUCUGGGCAAAUGGAGGGAUGAGCUCAUCAGAUACCUCGUAGGAGAACAACAAGAAGAGAGCACAAUGGUGUAUCCGGAGCUCAAAAUGGCAUCCAUUGUUGGAAUGGCCGGUGUGGAGAAAACAACCCUUGCCCGCCUUGUGUAUGAAGAGAUUGAAAGUAAGUUCCAGUCCCGGGCUUUUGUGUCCGUCACUCCAACUCCCAACAUGAAGGAGGUUCUCACAAGCAUUCUCAAGCAAGUAGGAGCUGAACCGCCUGCUGGCACCCAAGCAAGGACAGAGGAAGGUCUUAUCCACGCCAUAUCAAAUUUCCUAGAUGACAAAAGGUGUGCAAAUUAUUAUUAA